Messenger RNA from Cheilinus undulatus (humphead wrasse), 5073 nucleotides. RefSeq names its product PDS5 cohesin associated factor B (gene pds5b). Gene Ontology annotation, biological process: DNA repair; mitotic sister chromatid cohesion. Gene Ontology annotation, molecular function: DNA binding. Lineage: Eukaryota; Metazoa; Chordata; Actinopteri; Labriformes; Labridae. Gene Ontology annotation, cellular component: chromatin; nucleus. The transcript is spliced from 35 exons. The record is from RefSeq and is a predicted model, not a curated record. Bases 105 to 4319 code for a protein of 1404 amino acids.
UGUACAUAUUGGCGCCAUUUUGGAGCUAGGAGGGGGAAGAGAGCUGCAGAGGAGGACACGAUUGAUCACAAUUCACCGUAACGGGCAGUGAAGAGCUAAAGAGGAUGGCUCACUCUAAAGCUCGAGUCACAGACGGGAAGGUGACCUACCCCCCGGGGGUCAAAGAAAUCUCUGACAAAAUCUCCAAAGAGGAAAUGGUCCGCAGGCUCAAGAUGGUUGUAAAGACCUUCAUGGACAUGGAUCAAGACUCUGAGGAAGAGAAGGAGCUGUACCUGAACCUGGCCCUCCACCUGGCCUCAGACUUCUUCCUCAAACACCCAGACAAAGAUGUGCGUCUGCUGGUGGCCUGCUGCCUCGCAGACAUAUUCAGAAUAUAUGCUCCAGAAGCACCCUAUACAUCUCCAGAUAAGCUAAAGGACAUUUUUAUGUUCAUCACAAGACAGCUGAAGGGAUUGGAAGACACUAAAAGCGCUCAGUUUAACAGAUACUUCUACCUGCUGGAGAAUAUAGCAUGGGUGAAGUCCUACAACAUUUGCUUCGAGCUUGAAGACAGCAAUGAAAUAUUCACCCAGCUUUACAGAACGCUCUUCCAGGUCAUCAACAAUGGCCACAACCAGAAGGUGCACAUGCAUAUGGUGGACCUAAUGAGCUCCAUCAUCUGUGAGGGAGACACAGUAUCCCAGGAGCUCUUAGACACUGUGCUGGUGAACUUGGUGCCCGCUCACAAGAACUUGAACAAACAAGCCUAUGACUUGGCUAAAGCUCUUCUGAAGAGAACCGCCCAGGCCAUUGAACCCUACAUCACCAAUUUCUUCAACCAGGUGCUGAUGCUGGGAAAGACGUCUGUCAGCGAUCUGUCUGAACACGUUUUUGACCUGAUCUUGGAGCUUUACAACAUUGACAGCCACUUGCUGCUCUCAGUGCUGCCACAGCUGGAGUUUAAACUCAAGAGUAAUGAUAAUGAUGAGAGGCUGCAGGUGGUGAAGCUGCUCGCUAAGAUGUUUGGGGCCAAGGACUCUGAGCUGGCUGCGCAGAACAAACCUCUCUGGCAGUGCUACCUGGGCAGGUUCAAUGACAUCCAUGUGCCUAUCAGACUGGAGUGUGUGAAGUUUGCCAGUCAUUGCCUCAUGAACCAUCCAGACCUGGCUAAAGACCUCACAGAAUUCUUGAGGGUCAGAUCACAUGACCCAGAAGAGGCAAUUCGCCAUGAUGUUAUUGUCUCUAUAGUAACUGCUGCCAAGAAAGACUUAUCUCUAGUCAACGAUGCUUUACUUAAUUUUGUUAAGGAGAGGACCUUGGACAAAAGAUGGCGUGUUCGUAAGGAGGCCAUGAUGGGUCUGGCAUCGAUCUACAGGAAGUACUCGCUACAGGGAGAGGGAGGGAGGGAGGCCUCUAAACAGAUUUCCUGGAUCAAAGACAAGCUGCUCCAUAUCUACUACCAGAACAGUAUCGAUGACAGGUUGCUGGUGGAGCGGGUCUUUGCCCAGUACAUGGUGCCUCAUAACCUGGAAACCACUGAGCGGAUGAAGUGUCUGUAUUACCUGUAUGCCACGUUGGACACAAAUGCCGUCAAAGCUCUGAAUGAGAUGUGGAAAUGUCAGAAUCUGUUGAGAAACCAUGUCAAAGACCUGCUGGACUUGGUCAAAAAACCCAAGUCUGAAGCCUCAAGCAAGGCCGUAUUUGCCAAGGUCAUGGUGAUCACAAGGAACCUCCCAGACCCAGGCAAAGCCCAGGACUUUGUGAAGAAGCUGGCUCAGGUCCUGGACGAUGACGAGCGGAUCAGGGAUCAGUUGGAGACUUUAGUCAGCCCCUCUUGCUCCUGCAAGCAGGCUGAAGUGUGUGUGCGAGACAUCACCAAGAAGCUCAGCAGCCCCAAACAGCCCAGCAAUCCUUUCUUGGAAAUGGUCAAGUUCCUGCUGGAGAGAAUCGCUCCUGUCCACAUUGACACGGAGUCUAUCAGUGCUUUGAUAAAACAGGUGAACAAAUCUAUAGAUGGAACCGCUGAUGAUGAGGAAGAAGGCGUCCCCACUGAAGAGGCCAUCAGAGCAGGACUGGAACUACUCAAGGUGCUGUCGUUCACACACCCAGUGUCGUUCCACUCUGCAGAAACAUUCGAGUCUUUGCUGGGUUGUCUGAAGAUGGAUGAUGAGAAGGUUGCAGAGGCUGCGCUGCAGAUCUUCAGGAACACAGGCAGCAAAAUGGAAGAGAGUUUUCCUCACAUCAAAUCUGUUCUGCUGCCAGUACUGCAGGCUAAAGCAAAGAGAGGCCCCCCUAGACAGGCCAAGUAUGCCAUCCACUGCAUCAACGCCAUGUUUACCAACAGGGACACACACUUCGCCCAAAUCUUUGAGCCUCUCCACAAAGGCCUGGACCCUGCUAACAUGGAGCAGCUCAUCACUCCUCUGACCACCCUUGGUCAUCUGGCUCAGCUCGCCCCAGAACAAUUCGCCGCACCGCUCAAAUCUUUAGUUGCUAACUUCAUUGUGAAGGACCUGCUCAUGAAUGAUAGGAUCCCAGGCAAGAAGACGACCAAACUUUGGGUUCCUGAUGAUGAAGUGUCUCCAGAGACGAUGGCUAAGAUCCAGGGCAUCAAGCUGAUGGUGAGGUGGUUACUGGGAGUGAAGAACAACCAGAGCAAGUCAGGCAACUCCACCCUAAGGAUGCUGACUGCCAUUCUGCACAGUGACGGAGACCUGACAGAGCAGGGCAGGAUGAGUAAACCUGACAUGUCAAGGCUGCGGCUGGCAGCAGCAUGCGCCCUCCUGAAGUUGGCACAGGAGCCCUGCUAUCAUGAAAUCAUCACGUUGGAGCAGUAUCAGCUGUGUGCUCUGGUUAUCAAUGAUGAGUGCUACCAGGUGCGACAGUGUUUUUCCCAGAAGCUCCACCGAGGCCUGUGCCGCCUCCGUCUGCCUCUGGAAUACAUGGCAGUAUUCGCGUUGUGUGCCAAGGACCCUGUGAAAGAGAGGCGGGCUCAUGCUCGUCAGUGCCUGGUGAAAAACGUCAACAUACGCAGAGAGUACCUCAAACAGCACGCCGCCAUCAGUGAUAAACUGUUCUCUCUGCUGCCUGAGUAUGUGGUGCCCUACACCAUCCAUCUGCUGGCACACGACCCUGACUACGUCAAAGUACAAGACAUUGAGCAGCUAAAAGAAAUCAAAGAGGCUCUGUGGUUCGUCCUUGAGAUCAUUAUGGCCAAGAAUGAGAACAACAGCCACGCCUUCAUUAGAAAAAUGGUGGAAAACAUCAAACAAACAAAAGAUGCACAGUCCCCCAAUGACUCCAAAACUAACGAGAAACUCUACACAGUGUGUGAUGUUGCCAUGCACAUCAUCAUGUCAAAGAGCACCACUUACAGCCUGGAGUCCCCCAAAGACCCCACGCUGCCCUCAAGCUUCUUUACCAAACCCGACAAGAAUUUCAGCAACACAAAAAAUUAUCUCCCGCCAGAGAUGAAGGCCUUCUUCACACCAGGAAAGCCUAAGUCAGCCAACGUUUUGGGAGCAGUAAACAAGCCCCUGUCAACAGCAGGGAAACAGAUCCAGAGUAAAGCUUUUCGUAUGGAGACCGCCAGCAAUGAAGACUCUUCAUCCAACCCAGGAUCCCCACAACGGGGCAAGACCAGGCAUGACAGCACAGAAAUGGAUCACAGUGAAAACGAGGACUUCAGCCUGAAGAGAGCAGACAGCACUGACAAGGAUAUUGAAAAACCCCGUGGUCGCAAACGAGGCGUGACCUCCAGCGACGACCAGGACAGCAAGCCGAAGCGCGGACGCAAGAAGGCAUCAGCAAACACGACAGCUGCAGCUGAGUCUGAAGACCAGUGGGACGACGACAACCGGCCAGAGGACGAACAGAACAGCCCGCCAAAAAAAGGACGCAGGGGUCGGCCUCCAAAGUCCGCUACUCCAAGUCAGGACUCACCUGCCAAAGGAAAGAGAGGGAGAAAGAAGGCAGCCCCUCCACCGGAGGAUGAUGACGAAGAGGAGGACGAGGAGAGGGGGGAGGAGGAAGCAGACGAGGAGGAGGAAGAGGAUGACAGGAGCAGUGAAAAUAUGGAGUUGAAGCCCAAAGGAGGAAGGCAGGCUAGGACACCACGGCGAUCGCAAGGCUUGGAUUCAGCAGAGUCGACACCGCAGAAGAGAAGAGGACGUCCGCCCAAAUCAGCUCAGCCACCUGCCAAGAAGCCAACGCGUGGUGGGCGAUCGAAGGCAGCUGCUGCAAAAGACGACUCUGAGGAGGAGGAUGAAGAAGAGGAGGAGGAGCAGGACGAGGAGCCAACACCUAAGGGGCGGAAGAAGGCAGCAGGACGGAGAAGAUGAGCUGAAAAAGGAAUAUAGGACAAAGGAAAGCGGCGAGUCUGUUCUAAGAGAUGUGGAAGAAUGACGUAGGAAAGAAAAUAUGGACAUUGAACUUUUUAAACUUUUCAUAUGCCGACGCUCCUACUGUUACACAAAUUCACAUACUUGCAUUUACCACAUGCACACUACAUGAGUACAUCGGUUUCAUCAGCUGUGGUUUGUUGCAUUGUGAUGAUGUUAGCCACAUUAGGUAGAAAUAAUUUUAACAGAAAAACAAAAAAAGAUCACCCAUGUAAAUAUUCUCUUCUGUCUGUUUCAUGUUCUGUUGUUGUGUUUGAUGCUGACUGGGGGGAUGCUGUAAAGCCUUUACCCGCUGAUAUUAUUAUUAAAGUGCUCCCAUAAAGCAAUAUUGCUUAUGAAUCAUUCCCUCUGUGUCACAUUUUUAAAAACUAAAAGAGAUUAACCAUUAUCUUUUUGUGACCUUGUGUCAUUUUACUUCGAUAAAAAAUAUGCAUUUUUGUGUUUACAGUUCUGUAUAUUAAACCUUUUUUUACCGUUUAUUAAGAAAUUAAAAAAAUGUCUGAACCCUGUUCAAAUGUAGAGUUGCCUCUGGAGAAGAUUGUAGUGUGCGUCUCAGUUUAAGGUUUGUACUUGCUGGUGUUUGAAAGUCCUGAGCAGCUGUGGUUUUAGUGUUUGUCACUGCUGAUUAACUUGGCCUCACAUCCACCCAGUCAGAUCCUCUGUUGUAUCAAUAUAAUUCUCUAUAAAACCUGAA